Molecule: messenger RNA, 15113 nt
Organism: Porites evermanni
Lineage: Eukaryota; Metazoa; Cnidaria; Anthozoa; Scleractinia; Poritidae
Source: the annotation of a GenBank genome assembly
CAAAAACACAAAAUGGCAGCCGCGGAGAGCGAGUUACCUGUUGUGAUUCUUGGAGCUGGAAUAAGCGGUAAUGUAUUUUUCGCGAAAGGCGAAGAGGGGCUUCAGACUUCGAGCUAAAUAUUCGUAAUUUUAGAUUUCAGACUUUAACCUUCAGACUUUCUACCUGAAAGCAAUCGUUGGGAUCAUAAAUUUGGGAGGAUUUUCAUUUCAACAGCUGAUUUUUAUGGGAUGGUAUCAAGGCGUAUUGUUCGUGCUCGUGCUCAAUACUGUUCAAGAAAUAACACACUGUUAGAUAAGGAAGCAUUCCCGUAGAUGAUAGAUAAUUAAUAAUUAAUUUAUUCGAGGUCGUAAUAUUGCUUUGCGUAUUGUUCCUAAUUUGAUCGACAAGAUGAGGUUGGAUUUUGAUACCCACACCACCGCCCCCUUCCCCCUUCCAUAAAUGUAGGUGCUGCUACUUGGAAUGAUUUAUCUCCAAGAGUGUUCUUGGUCCUAACCAGUGGUCGCUUUAACAACAGUUCCUUGCUCAAAUGCAGGUUAUACCGUGUCUGUUAUUUAAUCUUGAUUAAGUUACAAAUAACCAUAAAUUGCCUUAAAACUUAGGAUCAAUAUUUUAUACUCAAUUCUCCUUGAAAAAAACCUUCUGCAGUUCGACUCUCAUAAGGCACCACCUCCUGUAAAUGACCACUAACUCUUUGCAUUUUAAGUGGUCGCCUAUGGAAAGUAAUUUGACAGUACUCUGCAAAAUUAUUCCAAAGAAGUCUGAUGUCGAAAGUCUGAAGUUUGAACCUCUAAAUUUUUAAAGUUUCCUCAGUCCCUCUUGCUUGUUUGAUUGACCUUUACUUCUGUCAAGUUAUUUUUAUUUACAUUGUGAGAUUUCUUGUAGGUCUGUUUGCAGCCAGAGUGCUUCAGAAGGAAUACGGAAUUGAUGUUGUAAUCCUUGAAGCAAGAGAUAGAACAGGAGGAAGAACUUUAACUCAGACUGUGAGUAAGAUCAGCCGAAUCUGACUUAAAUAAAUACCGUAAAAUUCCGAAAAUAAGCCCCUCCAUGUAUAAGCCCCACCAAAUAUAUGACCCCAAAAUCGUAACGCAAAAAGACCCUCUGUUAAAUCGCCCCUCCAAAUAUCCGGGGGUGGGGGGGGGGGGGGUUUGAUGUGGGGUGUGUGUUUUGAACACAAUGAAAAUAAAGCCAAAAAUGGAAAUUUUUUUUCCUCAAAUGUUAAGAUACUCCCGCGAAUUUCGUUUCACUUUUGAUUCUUCUAUUCUUUGUCCAAAGCAAAAAAUAGAAAGAAGGAAAGCAAAUAAAUCCCACAAAUGAAAAAAACAAUCCUAAAUCAGAUAAAUAAAAUACUAUAAAGAACCAAAUAGUGCCACCCCCUAGGAAUCACCCCUCCAAAAAUAUUACCCCAAAACCAAAACCCAAAAAGACCCCUGGGGAAAGCGCCCGACAGGAAGUGGGGGGGGGGGGGGGGGGGGCUUGUACUUGGAAUUUGCCCUUGAAUACAAAGUAAAACAAAGCAAAAAUGGUGAAUUUCCUUUCCACUACAAGCUAGCCCAACCGAUUUUAUAACGCAAAUAUCCCUCUGUCUAUAAGCCCCUCCGAAUAUAGGCCCCUCCAAAAAUAAGCCCCUCAAAAAGGGCCUUUGAAAAAUAUAGGCCCUGGGGUUUAUUUUCGGAAUUUUACGGUAUGCUUUCUUGAUCUAGAAUAAUACACAUUUUCUUUCUUUUUCCAACGUAAGUUGUGCAUGAGUUUUCUUCCCUCUUUGACUUUCAUACAUAACACAGUCCACUCCGUGGUCUCACAUAUAAGUCUUUUAUUUCCCCUGGUACAUUUUAUUUUAUUACGGAGGUAUAUAUUUGUCUUCAGGGUAAGACACGGUAGAAAAAAUAAUUUUGUCCAAGGUGCAAAACGUUCAUGUAAAUGUCCUGGAGCUCUAAGCUACAGUGUAGCUUAAAGUCUGUUUUAUAAUAAUUGGCAGGGCUCAAAAUAACUAGUUGUCAAUGGACUAUGCCUGGCAAGAAUGGCGACAUGACUGGCUGAAAGCUCCAGCUGUCUGAGUUUCAUGUUUACCAGUGAUGCAUCCUCUUCUUUCUCUCCUGUAAAUCUUAGAUUUUGCCUCUUUGUAAAAAUAGAAUCAGCUUGCAACAAUGUCUCUGGAAUUUGAAUUUGCCUCCAAUUCCCUGCAGUGGCUCCCUGUCAACUGAGCUGUUAUUUCCACCAAUCGGCAUGAAGCAGAAACGAGCAUGAAUGUAAAGAAACAUUGAAAAACACGUGAAAGAUGGAACUGUUGUCAUAACUAAUAUCAUCUCUACCAAUGAACAUGAUGCACAGACUUUUUCGCUGCAGAUUUUUUUAAUUCCAGAGACACAGUUGCAAGCAGUCCUUCCUUUUCCCAUCAUGCCGCCAGAGUGCCCUGGAGAGCUUGCUCACAGGCUAAGGUUAAAUUUAAGGUUAGCGCUCAAGUUAGUGCUAAUCAGCCUUUGAACAACUGGGCGCAGGAGAAUUUGUAUGUGGAUAUUUGGGAUAGGCUUAAAGGCUAUACUUAAUGCAUGGUUAUAAAAAAGUUUUAUUUAAUGCAUCAUUAUUAUGGAAAACAAUACUGUACUCUGUACAUUUACAGGACCCUAGCUAUGGAUAUUGUGACUUGGGUGGGGCUUAUGUGUGUGAAACUCAGACAAGAUUAUUGAGACUUGCCCAGGAGUUGGGUGUGGAGACAUUCCAAGUCUAUGGCCAGGGAAACACAGUGGAGAAUUACCUGGUAAGUUUUACGUCAGAUAUGAUGAAACAUUCUGCACUUUACCUACUUCCACUUCACCCUUCACUCACCAGCCAAGAAAAUACCUUCAACACUGAGAGUUCAUUUUGUCUUUAUUAACUGAUGUAAUGAUACAAUGAUUAUACUAGCACAUAAUUAGACCUGAAAUUCCUUAACGAGUUGAUAAAGUGUGCAAUUAUUAAAGCCAAUUCUUUGUACUAAACAUUUAUGAUAACUACACUGCUAGCAUAUUAACUAAAUCCAACUGAAUGAGGUACAAUAUACAAGUAAGGAAAACGUUCCUUCAGCAUGGCUGCAGUUGCACCUAAUGAAAUCGGUGUGUGAUUCAUUAAUAGGGGAAAAGAGUGACCAAGCAAGGGGCCCUUCCAUCUAUGGGUUCAUUAUUAGGAGCUCUGGAUGUUAACAACUUCUGGCAGCUCCUAGACAACAUGUGCCGCAAAGUUCCAUUGGAGGACCCUUGGAAUGCUGCUUGUGCAUUAGAGUGGGAUGCCAUGACAGUUCAACAGUUGAUUGAUGAGAAGUGUUGGACGAGGUAAAAGUAAUAUCACAGAGGUUUAAAAAAAGAUAAAAAGUUGUUGAAUGAGCCAAUUACAUGUUAGGUACUCGACUAGAGAUACAUCAUAGCUUCAGUCUUCUUGACAGGUUGGUACAGUGUAGUUGGGACAGUUAAACUAGCAUUUCUGAUGAUUUUUAGACAGUGUGUUUACUUCAAAACUUUCCCUCCACCAUUUUCCCGAAACAAUGUUGUGCCACAAACACCCAAUUUACAAGGCAACAACAUUUAUUUAACAAAGUUUGGUUAGAAGGAGCUGGGGAGGGGAGAUUUUCUUGAUCAAAAAAGAGAAAUUAAUUUAAUUUAUUAAUUUAAUUUAACAUACACACUCAUAAAGAUUUGUCAACACAGUAUUUCAGUUUCACUGAAAUUUAAAUGUACUGUUGUGUAUGCUUAGCAAAUGAGGGUAUUCAAAUGAUAGUGGGUGCCAUUUUCCCAAACUAUUGUACUAGUACAGAUAAUCGCCAGAUAUAUAAGGGGAAAGAAGGUUUAAGUAGGCCCUACUGGUGAGCAAAUUUCCAUCUGUGAAUGUAAUUGAGGUAAAUAAUUAAUAACAAAAUGACUGAAUAUUGAUGGUAAGAUCUGGGACAAGGUGUUGUAAUGUGACCAAUGGAACACAGAGGAAUAAGGAACUCAGACUCUUGUUUCAGAGCCAUAUAAAUCAAUAAUUAUUGUUUUCUUUGAUAAGUCAUAUGUCCCGUUAUUAAUGAAAAUUGUGUGUGUUAAUGAAUUUUGUCAUAUACAUGUGCAUAUCUUCUAAUUAGAGUUGAAAAACCAUUUGUAUUGCCACAUAGAUAUGGAAAGGCUGUUGCCACUGCAUAUGUACAGGGAAUUCUUACAUCAGAGCCUUGUAACAUCUCACUGUUGUUUUUCCUGUGGUAUCUACAUUCUGGAGGAGGUGAGCUUAAACACAACUGAACUGUAGAUGCCAAACUUCAUACAAAUUAAAUCCUACAGGUCUCAUGAUCUUGCACCUCCCUGUACUACCUGGCAGACAUUUGGCUCUGUGUUUUCGGUGGCAGAUAAUUGAAAGAUACUGAUGCUGUUUCUCUUUUUCCAUGCAGGCAUAAAACGUAACAUUGAAUUUAAAGGUGGUGGCGCUCAGGUUUGUAGUAAACUACUUGAAAAUCUUAUUACAAAAGGCUUGUACUAUUAAUUCAGUAUUUAACGGAAUUUUUUGUGUCUACUUAAUAAAUUAAAGUAUUCAUUGAUUUUGAACAAACUAGGAAAUGAAAUUCUGUGGAGGCUCUCAAACUAUCAGCAUUAAAAUGGCCCAAGAGCUUGGUGGUAAGUUUGAAGUAGUGUUGGUGUGAAUUAAUUUUAAAUUGUUAAAUGCCCUUCCUAAGCUGUGUGGCAGGAGUUCAAAGUGGAAAGAACCUUUUUUUGCCUCAAUAUUGAUAUACAGAUUCUCCUCACUGAUCCGUGUACAGUCCUUUAAAGAAAUAGUUGAGAGAGAAUUUGGAGAAAAGAUUAAAGCAUUAUUCCUUUGGUGAUCAACUUCUCUCGUGAUGAUCUGUAGAAAUUGUUAGGAGAAAAUUAAUGUUGGUCACUCUUAGGACUAUCGCUAGAACACGAUAGGCUCUCCUCCUUCACACGCCCUUUUGGUACUUGUGCCGCGUAAUUUCUCCUAAUCCUUGCCCCUAAAACUAUAUAGUGUUUGCGUCGCUAAAGAGCCAGCCUGAACGUGUCAAAAUCGGCAGUAGUCUGCCACACGUAGCCUCCUAAAAUAUUGGGGACAGCAAGUAAAUCUCUGGCGGAAAUCAAAUUUGUUCUACCUAGAAUCGGCCUUACUGACAUAUCCUUUAGGUAAUGGCCCAUUUAGCCCCGUCCCCAGGUCAUUUCGCCUUUUUUUGAGCGUCCCAUGCGAAUUGACCUUAUUCACGAUACGCGCCAUCUUUACACGUGCCUAAGGACUGAUAAAUGAAAUCAGUGUCACGUAGUUUCUAAGGUGCGCUGAAAUACCACGUGACCGGCAUUGCUUUUAUCCCAUUGAUCCUAAAGGGCGUGCAAAAAUGGCGGGUAUCAUGAUUAAGGUCUAUUCUCCCGACGAGGUUGACGCGUGACGUCAAAUCCGAACUCCCUCUGAAGCUAGUGACCAGUACCCUGGGUGCCAGAGACUUUUCUAGCGCGGUUUCCGGUUUCUGUCAAGUUUUUCUCGUGGUCUCACCGCCCGUGGCUUCGGCCUACGCCGAAGAUGUGUCGGCCUUCGGCGAACACCGAAAAUUCCCGCCGCACGCGAGAAAAACCUCUGGUACCCAGGGUAAGUGACUAGUGACCCACAAAAUUACUUGCAUUGAAUUUCAGAUAGAGUUAAGUUGAAGAGUUGCGUUGUUGGAAUCAAAGAAUGUGUAGAUCAUGUAAAAGUCUUAUGUGGUGAUGGAUCUGAAUACAAGGUUUGCAACUUGCCGAAUAUAUUCGACUUCUUAGUUCUUACUCUAGCAGUAAUAGCUCAGUUAGUAGAGCGCUUGACUGCAGAGCGGGAGGUCGCGGGUUCGAUUCCCGAAGCCGGAACAAUACUCAGAGUCUUAAAAUAACUGAGAAAUGAAGGUACUUCCUUUGCCCUGCCAACGCUAGACCUUCGUGUUUCUCGAAUGAGCACAUAAAAUGGCAGUCCGUCUCCAGUAGAAGAUGUCCAAAUUAGUUCUUUCGUGCUAAAUUCAUUGUCACUAAAAAAAAAUGGGAUUUUUUUGUUUUUGUUUUUCUCGUGGAUCGGUUAAAACUCUACAAUCGCUUUCUUUUCUUCUUUUCUAUGCGUGGGCCCUUACCACAUUUAAGUGCUCGCGUUCACGUGUUAAGUUCUCGACAUCUUUUUCCUUUUCGCUCCAGGCAUCAUUUGUUAUAAGCACAAUUCCUCCUGCACUUCUUGGACGAAUCAGUUUCAAUCCUCCACUUCCAGCUCUGAAAAAUCAGGUGAGAAGUUAGGUGAAAGUAUUCGCAACUUUGAGGAUGCGCGGGAGACCUGGUCGAAGUGGUUGUCAAAGUGCAUUGUGGGACUGUUUUAUGGGACGAAUUUUCCGCCAUGUUGAAAAUGCGUCCCCCAAAACAGUCCCAGAAUACACUUUGACAGCCAUCUAGGCUCGGUCUCCCUCACAAGGCUCAAAGUGGCGUGUACGUUCUUAGGCCUGGUCAACACAAAUCCGGACAUUUUUGAAACUCCACUUUUGUUUUACCCGAAUUGUGGAUUGAGUCCUAUUAAAAACUAGAGAGUGGUCAGUUCUUGUUAAUAGUAACUGUCCUUAGAUUAGUGUAAUAUAUAGAUUUAGCCAAGGCUAAAGGCAAAGUUCUCGUAAAUAAAUUGAUAAUUUGCUUCAAACAAUAAACUUGUGACAAUUGCAAUUAAGUCCACUGGGAGUUGAGCCUGCGAUCACUUGAAAACAAGUACUUGUCAGCGAAUAACUUCAAAAAACACGUGACCUCGAUGCGGUCAUGUGAUACUGGUCAGCGAUUACCCUGUUUUGACAGCUGUCAAUUGACCACAAUAUGGAUGUGCAAUUUCAGGUUGCAGGUACCCUUACUAGCUAGAAAGUGUGAGAUUUCACAUUGGCUGUACUGUGGUGCGGAAGAACAGGUGGAAGGGUGGACGGACGGACGGACGGACGUUUGCACAAAAUUUCUUGGAUGGAUAUAACCAAAUUUUCUUUGCAAUGGGGUUCCUGCGCGUGGAGCUCCGCUGUAAUUGAUCUAUUUGUACUAAAAGAUUCUUUGCACUGUUUUGUUGCAAAAACCUUGAUAGUAGUGGCUGCUACUUCAAAUAAUUGAAUUGAAGUUGCUUUCCUUUCACUAUCCAGGCCAUUCAAAGAAUUCCUAUGGGAUCCAUUAUAAAGACUGUUACGUACUAUAAACGGCCAUUCUGGAGAGAAAAAGGUACGACUUGAAGAGAACGAAUAAUUUGAAUUGAAUUUUUUUUGAAAUGGAAAUGCAUCGAAUCUAACAACAACAACAACAACAACAACAUCUUUAUUAUUAUUAUAUCCAACUAGAGAGAAGUUUUGCAUUUCGCGAUGGCUUGUUACAUAACAUACAUAUGUGAUAAGAGGAUGUCUAGUAGCUAAAUUAUCAAAUGUUUACGUGCUAGCUCCUAGCUAUUAUUACAAAUUUAUUUUUUAACACAAUGGUGACAAUCACAGGUAUAAUGGUAGUAAAGAAAGAUCAAAGAAAAUAAAUAAGUAACACACACACUAUACAUUAUUAUGUAGGAAAGAACGAGUAUUGUCAACUUUCUCUAUUCAGUAGAUAUUGUAUUAGUAAGCGUGGGAAGGAGGAAUUUGGGAGGUCUUUCAAAUGAUGAGGAAGAUCUUUCCAGAGGUCAACAGCUAUAGGUUGGAUUGACUGUUUUCCAAUAUUCGUUCUUGUGCGUCGUUUAUCAGAGUUCUUUAUAGGGCAUAUGGUGUAUUAUAAUUAUAUACUUGAUCGGCAAACUGAAGAUAAUUUUGAAAAAUGCUUGGCAACUCCUUUCUGUGCCAUUGUUUUACUAUCGUGCUGUCCAUGACAAAUGGUGCUUAUUCAAGCUACAGCCAGUUGAAAAUAGAUGAGAUACUUAAGCAAAAAAAAAAAAAACACUUUUCUAACCGUUAUGCGCCAAUGAGGAAGAAUAUAUGCUUACGAAUGCAACGGAUUUUCCCCUCCACUGUUGUCAUUUGCAAGUGCAUGAUAUGAUCUUGGGAUCCGCCUUACAACUUUAUUAACGAAGGAGAAAGCAACAAAUCACGUCAAGUUUGUCAAACACCCUUACACCACUGCAGUAGAACCUCUCGUAACAACCACCCAAAGAUUAAGUGGUCGCUUACAAGAAUCGACCGACAGGAGGUAUCUUCCAGAAUCGAAGUGUUCCAAACACAUCUGCAUUUUGGAAGAGAAUUCAUUGCAUGUAAUUUCUAGUUUGCGAUAUAGUUGUUGGUCAAUGUUGUCACUUAAGUUCUUCGCAUACUCUGAUUAGUGAGUCCAUACGGCGAACGUAGAGAGCAAACAUUGCUGCGAGGAGACGCCUAUACAGGAGGAUGAAAAAAAACUGAAUAGAAAAUAUUAAACCCGUCAUUCACAAAAACUGGUCGCGGUCGCUUAUGAGAGUGCAUUAACGUAAGCUAACAACCCCAAUAUGAUUGCCUGAGAGGAUACCAGGGACCUGAGUACAGCGAUGGUGAAGCGUUUUUUUGGGGGAAUAAAAUCUUUAAAAUCUUCAUGAAUGUCCUGUCCAAUCCGGUAGCCGUAGGGGUGAUGAUGAUGAUGAUGAGAGGGGGUCGCUGUAGAGUGAUUAGACUCGAGAAGCUUUGGUGUUUUGGAUUGGCGGUUGCUUAUGUGAGGUGGUCGCUCACGAGAGAUGGUCGCACAUGGAGGUUCGACUGUAUAAGUUUAUAAAGUUUCAGUGUCUCGAGCCUUUUUUGCAACUGGUUGUAAAUUAAAUCGCCUUAUUAGCUUAAUGUCAUCGUCCUUUGAUCGAUGAGCUUUUCGUUCUUCCGGCGUUGUGAUUAUAGUGGAAGACAACAACACUUGCAUGAAGAUCUUUUUAUCGCCUGGCUAACUCAAUUUCAAACUUUCAGCUUGCGGUCCGGUCCGACUUUCGGUGCGCAGAACACUUUUAUAUUCAAGAUAUCUACUGCUUCCUUUUCACGGUUUUUUAUCACUGGCAAAUAGCCUGUGGUGAUGGUGAAUCGAACCUUCACUUUUUCAGUUGAAUUUUAGUGAUAUGUAUAACUCAUUUAUAAUUUCAACCUAUUUUUCAGUCUUAAUUAUAACUUUCUGUAAACGCAUCGACAUUAUUCUGGAUGCGUUUUAAGUACCCUAUUAGCUAGUGUGAUUGGCUUCUUUUUAAAGUACAUUUUCUUUCUCUUCAAGGUCUCGCUGGUUAUUUUAAUUCCGACGAAGGCCCAGUGGAAGAGGGAUAUGAUGAUACGAAGCCAGAUGGCUCACAUCCAGCUAUUAUGGGGUACAGUUUCCAUCGUUUAGCCCUUCAAGUUGUAUGGUUUGCCUUUUUAGAUUAGCCGGCGAACAUUCUAUUAUUUUUAGGAAGGAGAAAAUCCUUUCGAGUCGUCUGUUUCCCUGAGUAAAAACGUCUUUUCUCUUUAUUCUUGGCUUGCACUGUCACGCAAUGAAAAAUAAAAAUGCAAACCAUUCAAUACAGAAGGACUAGAAUCUGGGAAAUAAAAAAAGAUAAAUAUACAAAAACCCUUGCCAAGAAUCAGGUCUGUGAAAUAUUUCAAAUGCGAGAUAUUGGGAAAAACGGUUUACCUAAAUUUAUAGAGCUUUGUAUGGAAACGCCAUGUUGGUGUCCCUUUCAGGAACACCAAUAUGGCCGCCGGAUACCAACAGAAACAUCUGUUUUCGAGUUUUCCUACUAAUGCGUGAAUUCUUCGCUUGAAGAACUCAUACAGAUUACAGUAAUAUUAAUUCUGAGACAAGGAACGUUUAGAUUGCAAAAUCUCCCAUAAUCGGUCAUGUUUUUAACCCACGUAAGAGCUUUCCCGGCCGCCAGCUAAAUGCCGCGUCAGGCAAAAGCCUGGAAAUUCAAGCGUCCUCUCUCGCAAAACGAAGAACCCUUUCGAACCAAAAAUUAUUUUAUGUAAAGGUGUUUAGGUACUGUAAUACCUCGUGAAAGUAGAAACUCAGAAGAAUCGAUAGUUUCUUAGUUUGAUUUUUGGUGACGUCACGUGCAACCCAAGAAUUCUUUUGGCUUAAAAUUCUCCAUCACAUGACCACAGAAUACGAUGAAGAUGUGUAGAAAUACACUGUUCACAGGCCUAUUGUUGAAAGACUUUUCUGACGGGGACUAGCUGAAGCCUUUCUACAAACCGAUACAACUUCUUUGACUCAGGACUUUUAUUUGUUUGUUGAUUGUGAGUUACAAUUCUCUCUCUAUUCUCUAUUCACACUCUCGUAAGUCCCAGAAAACCAUCUGCUAAGUGUAAACUAAUGCUGACGUAAGUCUAAUUUUUAGGUUAACCGGCCAAUACGAAACAAGGAGAACAAUAUAAAAAACUACAAAGUAUCUAGUCGUACUCAAACUUUUAUUAACAACAGAUAUAGGAAAGUACUAAAAUUACAAUUUGAAAAUCUUAGGUUGUUGUUGAUUUACAGAAGGUGUUAAACUUCUUCAUCGAAGAUGAUUGGCUAAAACGUUUUCAUAAAUUAACCACGGACGUGAUCGCAAAACUCAGAGGGUAAAUUAAAAUGCAGUCCAAAGUACAAGGCAGAAUUUUGAACAAUAGUUGUUUAACCACAAAAACACCUAUAAAAUCACUUAAAUCUAAUUAAAGUUAUCCACUGCCAUGAAUUCGGUCAAAAACUCAAAGAAACACGCUUAAAUUGGUAAAAACAAGUAAGGUAGUCAUUUCCUGGUAAAUAUCGACGGAACACCAGAUUAAAGGUCAAAAAUGUUAAACUGAACAAAAUAUAUCAAAGGCUCUAAUUAAACAUAUUUCAUGAACAGAAGUGUUACCGCGGAGAUGCACUAAAUUGGUACAUCUCCUUAAAUCCUUUGCACCGAAUUCAUGUCAGGAGAAACUUUCUAUCGAUGAUCAAUUAACUUAAAAACCAAAACUAUUAGUAGUGAAAUAGCUUACUCAAAUCAAUCAACAAGAACGCUUACAACAACCCCACUACAAACGUAUAUCAACUUCGAUCAACAUUUUCCUUCAGCAAGACCAAGGAGAAUGAAUCAACAGAAAUCAUUUUCUCAUUUCGGGAGAGGAUGUCAUUUGAUCAGUGUUAAUGCGUAGGAGUUGAACACCAAGUAAAAUAAGUCAGUGUUUUUUUAUGAUAUUUCCCUUCACCUGUAGAUAUUUCCGAAUCGAAUGAAUUUUGUAAUAAGUCCCAAACACCAAAUAAAAUUCCUUUAAUUAUUUUAAAUCAAACACAUGCGCACUUCGAACAUUUUUCGUCGCUUCCAUUUUUAUUAUUUAAUACUAUGAGCGGCUAAUUCCUUUAAAAAUAAGGCUCGUUUAACAGCCCGCUGUUCGGGGAUAUGAGCCCGCGCUUUUCUCAGGAAGGAACAAGGUCGAGUCUACUUCGCGUUGGAGAUCAACUAAAAAUUCAUGUUUGAGAUUAGAGAAAGACGUGGAAAUAUAAUUUAAGCGUUUUUAUUAUUACUAUUUUAAUAUUCUCUGGCUGGCGCAGCCGUUUUGGUGUCGUUACGCAAAACUACUCUGAUCGUUGCGUGAAGAGAUAAAGGCGGCUGCAUAGGAGACUAAUUUUUGACCAAAAGGUGAAAGAAAAAUGAGAAGGGGAAGUCGUAAAAGGGAAGAUAGAGGAAAGUAACACCGGUUACAAUAAUCAGUUCCCCUUCUCCUCUUUUCCCCCUCUCUUCGCAAUUUCUCAACACCCCCCGCCCCCCUUCUUUCGCAUUUACGCCUGGGUGGGUAUAUUGCCUUCAUAACACGCUCAGUUUGUUAUUAUUUUAUAGAUUUAUUUUGGCAGAUCGAGCACGGCAGUUGACUACUUUAACAAAACAAGAAAGGUACGCCAGUGCUUUUUUUUCCCUGACACUCUGCUCGUUAGGAAAUGUUGAAUAACGUACUUAUUUUUCAUUUUAACAGACAAAAACUUGUUUGUGAACAAUAUGCGACUAUUUACGACACAGACGAAGCCCUAGAGGUAAAAUUUAGUACCUUAAGUCAGCUUUCUAAAUAGUUACUCAACCUUUAUCUCUGGUUUGAUUGUUAACUAAUUUUCCCCCUAUCCUGCUAGCAGAGACUUUCUUUCGCCUGCUCGAUUUUGGCGGCGCACUCGAGAAAGACUUUGCUUGAAUCGAGUAAGGAGUUUGUUGAAAAUGUGCUGCUUGUUGCUGAGAUACAGUCACGAACUGAGGCCUAAUAGCUGUGCACUUGGUGCAGCGUGCAACUUGUUUUGCAACAGAGCUGUAAAACGAGUUGAAAAGCAAUUUUUUGCCUUUUACCAACUGUCUUGCAAUAAAUCAGGCUGUUGCAAGUUGGGUUAAUGCUGACUUGCGAUUGGAUAAAAUUACGCGGCAGUCACGCCAUGUACGGGAGUUACGUCACUUUCUGCAAAAUAAUUUUGCCGUGAGCCGGAAAACGCGCAACGUGUACAGAUUUUGUCGCAAAGUAGAACUAAACUCUACUCUCUGCAAUAACUUUUCCGCGCACCCUGCAACUGAACAACUCGAUUUGUUGCAUGACAGGUUUGGUUCGUGGGUGGUAAACGCGCAACAUCGCUAUUCAACCCGCUUUGCAGCAACGUUACAAAACAAGUUGCACGUUUUUGCUGUCCGUUUUACCGUACUUUUAAAGCUGGAGAAAAUGGCCCAAGAUUUUUCACCCUAUUCGAAGACGAAAAAAGCCAACAGAGACGAGCGACGAGGCAAAUAACGGCUGUAUAGUAGAGUAUUUGAUUAUGUUUAUUCUUUUCCUCAGCCCGUCUUGUAUCUUGAAAAGAACUGGAUGGCGGAUGAGUUUGCAGGUGGUUGCUAUGUGGGAACGUUUCCACCUGGCGUUUUAUCGAACUUCGGAAAGUAAGUGACCUUUCAUCGGUAUUAAAAACCAGUAUAAAGACCAGUUUUCAGCCAGUGAAUGAAACGAUCAAAACAUGGACUUUUCGUUUUCCAGCCAAAGAAAACCUUAAUAUGGAGAAAGCAUAGUUCGAUUGGCCAAUCGUGUUGCAGUAUGACGUCAAAGCGAAGUAUCGAUUGAUUUCUAGAAAGUUCUCGGGCAUGAGGUUUUUUCACCCAAGCGUUCGCUUAACCAAUCAAAAGCGCAACCAUGCGUAUUGUAUCCGUUCGAUAAACCAAUCAAAUCGCUCUAUUUCUUUUCGUUUGUUGUUUCUGUUUUGUUCGCGCGUUUUCAUUUCAAGGUCAUACGAAAAUCGCUCUAACAACUUGUUCCAGUUCUGUGCCGUUGCUGUUCAUACUUUACCAGAUAGCUCUUGAUAUUGGCACAAAAAGCUAUCCGGUUAGUGUAAUCACAGCCGAAGCCACAGCGUUCAGUCUGUUAAAGCAAUUUGCUUACUGUUCUCUUCAGCUGUCCUUUGUUGGUCUCUGUUUCAGAGCGUUACGUGUCCCGUUUGGUCGAGUUCAUUUUGCUGGUACCAUUACAGCGUCACUUUGGGCUGGUUACAUGGAGGGGGCUGUUGAAUCCGGAGAACGAGCGGCGUUAGAGGUGAGUAUUGCUCGAUGAAACAAUCCUUUAAGUGUCGCAGAUUUGAUAACUUGAACCGUGAAGGGAAGUACAGACUGUCGCAGUUCUAUAGGGAAAUAACUUUUUUUACAAUAAUUGAGCGAUUUCUCCCUCGAUAAGAGUACAGACCAUGGAUAUGACGUGACAGUGACGUGAUGGUGGCGCAAUUUGUUUUCCUCUUAUUUGCGCGCGCGAUUUUCCGAGGAACUUCAACGGAAAUGGAUGUAAAAAGCCGUCGGUCAAUGUUAUUGUAAAAAAACAAAUCGACAACAAUUUUCCAUGGUCUGUGCUCUUAUGAACCAUAGAAAUGACGUGAAAAUGUGCAAAACUUUGCAGUGAAAGCUAGUGAAACCACUUCUUUUGAGUUUUGAACAUUUUGACGUCAUUUCUAUAGUCGAUAGGGUUAUAGACCAUGGGAAAUUGUUGUCGACUUGUUAAUUAGAAGCUUUUUUAGGUUUUGUACUAGUGUAGCUUGCAGGAACUGAGCUCUGUGGUCAAGACCGCGAUACUUAGAGCUCAUUCACGACCUAAUGCAGAAUGCAGACCUUCUAGAAGUUGGGCAAACCUCAGUCGGCAGUGAUGCCGUGACAUUGUCUUCUUUCUCGUGUUUGUGUUUAAUUUUAGGUCCUGAGUAGACUUGGCAUAAUAACAGAGGAUGACGCUAAGAAACGACUUCAUCCUGAGGUAAGUAGCAUCAUGAAAGACCCGAAGGUACAAGAAACUUAGGCACUCAACUUGCUGAUUAUUGCUUAUCGCAUGACCAACUUCUUCGUGACAAGAAACAUAUUUGACCCAGAGAGAACUGGCUUGAGAAAAUUGUCGACUGAAGUUUGCUUUUUAUGAAAAUAGACGGGAAUUUUAAUGAGAUGUGUGUCCAACGCCAGAAAUUCCCUGCAAUUUAGGUAGCGAAGAGUCAAACGUGAUUUAGAGAGAUUAGCACGGGGGUUUUACCCUCCCCCUCCUCCCUGUCUCAUCGCCCAAUACCUCACUAGAGGACCUGUUUACAAAGAGGCCACUUGCCUUCCGUUCUGUCAUCCUGGUGAGUAAGUUCAUAUGGGCCUCUAUCCGCCCUUUGCUUUUUCAUACAUUAUCAAUGAUUUGGCCGGGCUUUCUGAAAAUCUCAAAAAUUCAUUCAUAACAAGUAAAACCAAUCUGUCCUAAUCGCAAAAAAUAGUUUCCUCAAAACACAAAAAAUUGCCAGUCUGCGAAAAUAAACUCCAGCAAAAAUUUCGUGCCACACGGUAGAUCAUUCCCGUAAUGCAAUUGGACACCAAACCCACCCUGUCUCAAGCCCAAAUUCAUGUGACCAAAAAGGAGAGGUUCCAAUUCAGUGCAUGAAAUUCUGCUAACUAAAAAUUCAGAUCUGGUGUCAUCUCCAAUUCACUUUUUAUUUAUUUAUUUAGUUUAUUUAGUUUAUUAUUAUUAUUAUUAUUAUUAUUAUUAUUAUUAUUAUUAUUAUUGUUAUUAUAUUAUUAUUAUUAUUAUUAUUAUUAUUAUUAUUAUUAUUAUUUUAUUUUACUGCAGGGUUUGGAGUCCAAAUUUAUGGAGUUUUCAUUCACAGAGAAGCAUCUUCUUCCCUCAGUUCCAUCCUUUUUGUAUGGUUCUUGUUUACUCGGCGGUGCGGCUGUUCUGACAGUUUUUUGGUGGAAAUAUUUCUCAGAAUAA